AUGAAUCGCUAUGUAGUGCUGCAGCAGCUGGGUGACGGCACUUAUGGCUCUGUGGUGCUUGCGCAGAGACGUGACACAGGCGAGAAGGUUGCUAUAAAACGUAUGAAGCGAAAGUAUUACUCAUGGGAUGAAGCCAUGAAUUUGCGCGAAGUGAAGUCGUUAAAGAAAUUGAACCACGCCAAUAUUGUAAAGUUACGCGAAGUGAUACGUGAAAACGACACCCUGUACUUUGUGUUUGAAUACAUGCGUGGUAAUCUUUAUCAACUAAUCAGAGACGCCGAGCGACCUUUUCCAGAAUCUGUGCUACGUAAUAUUUUGUAUCAAGUUUUGCAAGGACUCGCUCACAUGCAUCGCCAUGGUUUUUUCCAUCGCGACCUCAAACCAGAAAAUUUACUAUGUGCUGGACCUGAAUUAGUGAAAAUUGCAGAUCUGGGGCUCGCUAGAGAGGUGCGCUCGCGGCCGCCAUAUACUGAUUAUGUGUCUACGCGCUGGUAUCGCGCGCCUGAGGUGUUGUUACACGACACGCAUUACGGAGCACCGAUAGACCUGUGGGCUCUCGGUUGCAUCGCGGCAGAGCUUUACACGUGUCGACCUCUAUUCCCGGGCAAUUCUGAGAUCGAUCAACUGUAUAAGAUUUGUGCUGUGCUCGGCACGCCGGAUCGCGAGGAGUGGCCAGAAGGCUACGCGUUGGCGGAAACUCUUCGGUUUCGUUUUCCUGUGAGCAGUGGAGUGCCACUAGCACGCGUGGUACCAAGCGCGUCCCCGCCCGCGCUUGCCUUAUUCGCAGCGCUCCUGCGUUACCCACCACGUGAACGACCAACCGCGCCUCAGGCUCUUCGAUUUCCCUACUUCGCAGUAGGCAUCGCACUAGGUGUUCCUCCGCCAACUUCUCGUGCGCGAAGGAGCGCUGUCCGGCUGGAGACGGACGUUGCACCAGUGGCAGUGCCGUCCACACGCACUGACCGCUUCGCCGACAUCCUAGGUGGCGAAGUUGUACAUGAGGCGCGGCCGGUAGUGGAAGCGCGUGAGAUACGAGAGUCGGCGAGGGGACGCAGUGUGGUGGGGCCAGGGGUAGGGCUGUCGAUCUCCGCGCCCCGCCCGCCCCCCGCUGCCGCCGCGUACCUAGGCGCGGCCCGGUACGUCGCUGGUACGCGAAUCGACACGUCAUUAUUUCGUCCCAUUCCAUUCCCAUCACACCAAGGCAUUGUCUCCAAUCCCCCACACAUAGAAUAA
Messenger RNA from Parnassius apollo (apollo), 1233 nucleotides. The record is from the annotation of a GenBank genome assembly. Lineage: Eukaryota; Metazoa; Arthropoda; Insecta; Lepidoptera; Papilionidae.